Messenger RNA from Penicillium egyptiacum, 1875 nucleotides. The record is from the annotation of a GenBank genome assembly. NCBI's taxonomy places the organism in Eukaryota, Fungi, Ascomycota, Eurotiomycetes, Eurotiales, Aspergillaceae.
AUGAGCGACUCCGCCUCCGUAUAUGAGCCCGACGACGCCGAGUCUGAUUCCGAUUUCCAACAAUCCGAGCCUGAGUCUGACUUCGAGCAACCCCGCUCGUCUAUUGAGCGCUCUCCAACCCCAAACCAGAAUGUAGACGAAUAUGAUUACCAUCGUGACCCGACGUUCAAUGGGGUCGGACGCCAAGUCGGUGAUGCGCUUAUGGCACGUGUCCCGCAAAUGCGUGGAUCGCUCACAUUUCUCCGAGCCUACUCCCACCUUAUCGUCCAAAACGAGGAAAUCAUUGAUUAUGGCUCGCUGAGGGAAAUUGAGAACACAUACAAAGUCAGUCAACAUGGCUCGAUGGUCUGGACGCCCACGGAGAAGGAGGUGUUCUUCAAUGGACUGGACCGGAAGGGCAAGGGCGGCAUCAAAGAGCUUGCUGUUGCAAUCGGUACUAAGUCGGAACCCGAGGUUAUGGAAUAUAUCCGACUCUUGCAUAAGGCCUUGGAGGCCCAGUAUUCUUCCGACGUGCACCUAGAGCACAUGCCUGUCUUGAGUGAUGUCUCAGCGGCCACAGAGUUCAGCCAGGAAUGCUGUGGACUACUCGAGGAAUAUGCGGAUGUUCUAUCAUUGAAAGAAUCCCUCAUUGAAGCUCAAGCCGGAACAAAGCAGCACGGCGAUCACUGGAUUAUUACUAGGGCUCAUGCAUAUGAUCUGGAAAAUGAGGAGGACAGCAGCGUCCGAGGUGAUCUCCGCCUCGCAGCUGAUUUGCUGAACCUUCCAUAUUGGGUUCGACUUUCUUAUUGUUUGUUCAUGAACUUCGGUGGCAAACAAGCGGAGAACAACUGGUGGAACCUCGCCAAGAGACAAGACUUGAUCACAGCGUAUGGACAUACUCCGUCUAUGACUGCAGAUACUGCUGUGGACUUCUACUCUCUCGCUGUUAGUGUCACACGCCGCUUAGUUCAAUCAUCCCUCUUUUUCGCAAUGUCAAGAUUGCGCAGCUCGAAUCGCAGUGGAAGUGAUAGAAAAGGAUAUGUUCGGACUCGAGAUGUGCGGGCCGCCAUUGAAGUGCUCAAUAUGAGGCACUGCAGGCCCAACUUGGUGGACAUCGCUCGUCGCAAUGAAACAGUCCUAGAAGACAUUAACAACCGGAAAGGCUGGGUGCCUACAGUAUUCACCUACGAAGAAGCCGAGGAGAUCAUCGACAAACACGAAUGGACCCGGUACCGUAAGGAUGGAACCAUGUACAAUGAUGAAAAUGAAGAAGAGAACGGUGAAGACGACGACAUCACUGACGAUGACAUCGAAAUGGACGAUGAUAUCGGACCGGAUGAUGAUAUCGAAAUGGAAGUCAACAAGCAAGAGGCAGAGCCUGAGCCCACGCCCGAACCGGAACAAGAACAGGAAUCAGAGCCCGAAUAUGAAGAUUCAGAACCAGAGGAUAUUGAUCACAAUCUUUUGGCCACGCGAGAGUCCGCCGAAACGUCAGCGCCAGUUGCACCGACAGACGAACUGGAAAUAGACCCAGAAGAAGAGCAAGCAGACAUAGUAGACACCAACGCCAGCCAUCGCGAAGAGGCCAACUUUCUGAAGUUGAUGGAACAACCCGUGCCGUCCGCCCUUGAUGAACGUAUGAAGGCAGAAGAAGUCGAGGACGAGACCAAGCUACUGCCGGAGCGCAGAAUGAGAGAAGAUGUCUCUAAUUGGCGGGAUCGGACCGUCUUCCGCAGCGAGUGGGAGGAGUAUGGGUACGAUUUCACCGAUCUGAACGAAGACCUGGAAAUGCCUCCGCUGAAAAGGCCCAGGUACAACGAAUCAGCAGUUGCUCUCUCCGCUCCGGUCGUUUCGGGCGAGGACGAGGAUGCAAUAGAUGAGAACGAGGACGAAUAG